GGGCCCCGCGCGCGGAUCUCGCGAGAGCGUUAGAGGGCGGAAGCGCUAUUCGAGCAGGAUGAGGUUCGUGGUUGCGUUAGUCCUCCUGAGCGUCGCAGCGGCUGGAGCCGCGCCGCUCUCGGACACCGCAAGUGUCAAGAAAGAAGAAGCUGGAGUUCGGCCUUCUACAGAAAACGUCUCUACUUACCCCACCUUGAGCCAACGGCCUGGAGGCUCUACCAAGUCGGAUCCGGAGCCGCACACUUCAGUAGACAGCCCUAGCAGUUCGGAUCCAGAGCCGCAGACUUCAAAAGACAGCCCUCGCAAGUCGGGUGCGGAGGCGCAGACCCCAGAAGACAACCCCAACAAGUCGGGUGCGGAGGCAAAGACCCAAAAAGACAGCUCUAGCAAGUCAGGUUCGGAGGCUCAGAUCACAAAAGACAGCUCCAGCAAGUCGGGUGCGGAGGCAAAGACCCAAAAAGACAGCCCUAGCAAGUCGGGUUCGGAGGCGCAGACCACGAAAGACAGCACUAGCAAAUCGGGUGCGGAGGCGCCGACCACAAAAGACGUCCCUAAUAAGUCGGGUGCCGACGGCUCUAGCAAGUCGGGUGCGGAGGAUCAGAUCCCAAAAGACGUCCCUAACAAGUCAGGUGCGGAGAAGCAGACUCCCAAAGACGCCGCUAACAAGUCCGGUGCAGAGGAGCAGGGCCCAAUAGACGGGUCUAGCAAGUCAGAUGCGGAGGAGCAGACCCCAAAAGACGGCCCUGGCAAGGUGGUUCCAGAGCAGCCUUCCAGGAAAGACCAUUCCAAGCCCGUCUCCAACCCUUCUGAUAACAAGGAGCUCCCCAAGGCUGACACAAACCAGUUAGCUGACAAAGGGAAGCUUUCUCCUCAUGCUUUCAAAACCGAAUCUGGGGAGGACACUGACCUCAUUUCUUCCCCGCAGGAGGAAGGUAAGUCUUCAGAGCCUACUGAGGAUGUGGAGCCCAAAGAGGCUGAAGAUGAUGAUACAGGACCCGAGGAGGGCUCACCGCCCAAAGAAGAGAAAGAAAAGAUGUCCGGUUCUGCCUCCAAUGAAAACCGUGAAGGGACACUUUUGGAUUCCAGGGGUAGCGAGAAGGAUGACCAUUAUAGGGAGAGUUCUGGAAAUGCCAGCGCGGAGAGCAGCCACUUCUUUGCAUAUCUGGUGACUGCAGCCAUUCUUGUGGCAGUCCUCUAUAUCGCUCAUCACAACAAGCGGAAGAUCAUUGCUUUUGUCCUGGAAGGAAAAAGAUCUAAAGUCACCCGGCGGCCAAAGGCCAGUGACUACCAACGUUUGGACCAGAAGUCAUAACAGAAUGGUAUAUUCCUCUGGAAAAAGAUGAACGUCACCAAUGGAUUGUGCUGCUCUCGUUUCAGCUUUGAAUUUUUUGUCCUUGAGAACCUUGUCCUCCCUGCUGAUUUGUUUCUAAAUCAAAAGAAAUGAAGAAAAAAGUACUGUGACCUAAGAGACACCCUCCUCUAGGAUUUAGUGGCAAGUCUGGGCUGGCAGAGGUAGGGGGUUGCUUUGGGGUUUGCACCUGCACUUUGGUGACAUCGUUCUUCUGUGUUCCCUUUAUUUAUGCUGGUGGCUUCCAUCCAUUCCUCCUCUGAGUGUGAGUGGAGGGCCAUGUGGAAACACGGCUAUGACCAAAGGGAUAUCCCAGUCUGGGCAGGUUGCGCUGCUGACCACCCUCCCUUGGGGCCCGGGCUCUGUAGGAAAGUUGGCCCUUGAUUGUGGCAUUGCACUCUCACGGUUUCUCUCUGCAGACCUAGGGGAAAACUGCAGGUAGAAGUGCUUUUCUACUAAGGCCUCUUACUUUUGGGGGGAUGUGCCCUACAGAAGACAUAGAAGAUGGGGAAAUGCCGAUGGGCAAAGAGCUACUUCGAAUACAUAAUUCUCUUCAAAGACUUCAGCAGCAAACCAAAACAGCAGGUUAAAAAAAAAAAAUGCUUUUCUGGGUGCAAGUCUAACCUGUCUAGCAUGAGAUCUUCUUGAUUUUCUGAUUAUUUUGUGUAACUUGAAACAAAGUGAAUCAGCUUCCACUUGGUUGUGCCGAGCAUAAAACAGAACUUGGGCUUCCUAAUAGGCCACUGUCCCAUCACAGAUUUUUAAAAUAAAUAUGAUUUGAAAUAGUGUGAUCUUUCACACAAUCAUACUCAGUAGGAACUUUUUGAAAUAGGGCAACUUCAUGUUUCAUGCGAGAAAACAUGAAGGAGGGUUUUGGUUUUGGUCUGCAGUUUUUCCAAAGGGCUUUUAUGAGAUACAUUUCCCACAAAGUCCAUUUGGCCUUUGUUGCCUAAAACAGACAAAAUAGACUUAGAUUUAUUAAUAGAAACUAACUAUACUCUCUGCCCAUUUUUACCUCAGUGUAUUUAAUGGUCCUUUAAUCUGAUAUAAGAUGCCAAGGGCAUUUGAUAAAAAUUAUUCUUCCAUGCCAUGUCAGGAGUUAAUGCAAAUGAAGAGAUUCCGUGGGUUCCCCUGGGAUAAGUGAGGUUAGUGUCUUAGACCACACUAUUGUUUGAAGGUUUAUCUCUUCUAGUCAUGCUCUUCCACAUUGUAGACAGCCUAAAGAGAGUUGUUUUUGAGCUGAUCUCAGGGAAGUACAAAUAACUUGGGAGAUGAGGGACAAAAGAUGAUUCUGUGCUGUCAAGGCAGUAAGUCUGAAGAAAGGACCAUGCUUCUUAUAUUAUCUUCCACCUUGCUUAAAACAGCCCAUAGCUUUGAGUUGACAUUUUCAUUCUUGGCAGGUAGCCUACUUUAUGGAGGUAAGGAAUGAAGACUUACCCUUGGGUCAUUCUCUGUACUGAUGCAUUGGUCUUCUAAUACUUUGCACCAACCUGAGGAAUCUUCUUUUAGGCUCCUCUAGCAUCCCCUAAGACCGUGGCUAUUGCACUUCUCUCUCCCUGCCUGCCUCCCUUAUCCCUGCCUUUCCCCUCCUCGUGUUUUCUGAUUGUGCCCAUCUAUACCAGCUCCUUUCCUUCCACCUUCAUAUGCACCUGGAUUUUUCUGUUCCCAACUGUCCUAUUUGUUAUUCAUCCUGCUACUCAAGUUCUCCAGCAUGUUGCUUCCCUUAAGUUGCCAUUCAUUCUCUUCAUGACUUUUACCAACUCACUUCGGUCUCUGUCUGUCAACUAAGCUUUUCUAAAGGUUACCAGUUAUCAGAUUACCAAAUCCAUGGCUUUUUCUCAAAGCUUAGUCUUGUCCUUGAUGGAACUGGACACUGUUGACCAUCCAAAUGGAAAUUCCCCUUUCUUGAUGUCUCUGACAAAUGGUCCUUUGCCUUAUCUUGUGCUGGUGGGAAAGAGGCCCUCAAAGCCAGGCCUCUCUAUUCCUUUGACUGUCUCCUCAGCCAUUCACAUCCAUUCUUCAUCCUUGGAGUGAAUGAUUCCCAAGUCUUUGUCUUGGCUUAGUACCUAAAGAACCCAGUGCUGCUGGUAUCGAAUAGUUCAGCUUGGUUGUCACAGAAAGGAAUUUCUCUCCUGCCCAUCAGCCUGUCCCUUCCAGCUGUCCAGGUCAGUCUUCAGUCACCUGAAUUCCUAACUGCAGACUUUUGCCCUUUUUCUCUCUCAUCACCAAAGUCCUAUCCGUUUUUUAAAAAAAUAAAAGAUCCUUAGCUACAGUCUUUUCGUUUUCCUUGCUUCUCUUGUUGCCCACCCCCAGCCCGUUUUACUUCUCUGUUGGAUUUUCUGUUUUCAGAUCCACAUUUACUGGGUUUCCUGUGCAGCUUCUUGGAAAGAAGUUCAAUCUUGGAAAGACUGAUCUUUCCAAAAUAUUUGCCCUGGUCUGAAGCUUUGGUCUGAACUUCUCGAGGCUUAGAGAAUCCAGUUACAGACUUUUUGGGGUUCAGCAUGCUAUAGAUUGACACCCUCCUGCCUGUCUUUCUCUGCAUCCCAACCUGGCCAAGGUCCCUCCUGUGGGGUGCCCAUCUGUGCCUUUAUUCUGGCUGUGCCCUCGACUUUCCAGCUUCCCAUGGUUCUUUGGUUAGGUUUCUCUUCCUUCUCUUCUUUCUCCUGCCUUCCCUAAUCUGCCUGUUUCUUCAGGGCCCAGCUCGUUUCCUCGUACGCCUUCCUCACUACCCCACCCCACGCUGUCGACUCCUUCCCUCAGCUCCACUAGCUCUUCAUCAUGCCACUCCUUUCAGAACUUCAACAAACCAGGGCAGUCAGGAUCUGAAGUCUUUCUGGUCUCCCCAAGCAAACUAAGCACUUGAGGGACAGCCCUUGGCAAUGCUUUCCUGUCUGCUGAGCAUGGUGACCUUCCUUAGGACUUUCAGAGUUCAGUUCCUUCUGGCAGAUAUGUUUUCUUUCUCCAUGCCACAUGGAUGUGACUCAAAUGUGGGGUCCCACAGCUUUUCCUGGCUACCACUUGCUGUGACCUUAUACAUAUGUUGGGUUUUGCUCUUGAAGAGGAGAGCAGGAAGAAAGGUUGGUUUCAGAAACCAAGAGAGAUGGCAGUGGACCGAGUACAUUUUGUCACGGAGUCCACAGAGCUGAGCAGACUCUGAGAAGUAUCAUUGCUUGUGUUGAAAGAAUACAACAGGAUUUAAGUUUCUCUUUAGAAAUUGCACUGAAGAAAGGCAGGGCGCGGUGGCUCACCCCUGUAAUCCCAGCACUUUGGGAGGCCGAGGUGGGCGGAUCACGAGGUGAAGAGAUCGAGACCAUCCUGGCCAACAUGGUGAAACCCCGUCUCUAAUAAAAAUACAAAAAUUAGCCGGGCGUGGUGGCGUGCACCUGUAGUCCUAGCUACUAGGGAGACUGAAGCAGGAGAAUUGCUUGAAUCCGGGAGCCGGAGGUUGCAUUGAGCUGAGAUCAUGCCACUGCACUUCAGCCUGCCAAUAGAGCGAGACUCCGCUCAAAAAAAAAAAAAAAAAAAAAACACAGCACUGAAGAAAAUACCACACAGCAAAGGAAAACUUAUUUUCUGCAAGGUGUCUUUUCAAAGAUAGAAUGUUUGAAGCAUGUUUCCUGGAGAUUGUGUGGAUGAGGGUGAGCUGGCUGAGGCGUCGUUCAAGCUGGGGGGUGUAAGAAGCACGUGCAGCCACAAGAGGCACCUCCUAUAGUCAGCUAAGGGCUUCCCUUUCUGCACCCAGCUUUUGGGUGAAGGGUGAUUUCUGUUAGACAAAUCUGUGCUUCAGUCAUAGAUGUUAAUAGAGGAAGCAAUUUUCCUGCUGCAGAUCCCUGAAGAGAGUUGCUGAAACAGUCUAGUUCCAGACUCAGGGGAGGUCGAAGGCCAGUCUGUAGAAAGGCUGAGGCAACGGGGAAAGACUUGACAGCUAGUUACAUAUGCUCUGACAUGGUACCCCCAUGAUGGCUUCCAGUGACACAUGUGCUGAUAGAAUUCUAAACCUCUGGAAUUUCCCUGCUGGUUAAUUCUGUGGCCCUUGACUGUACAGGGUGACCUGAUGCCAGAUGCUGUGGGCGUGAUGAGAACUAGAGAACUUGCAGUGUGGAGGAAGCUGUGUGAGGCACCAGACCCUGUGCUUCUGCAGGCCAUUUCCUGAAAACCCCUGUUAGAAAGGUUGGGUUUAGUGUGACUUGCUUGAGCAAGAGUCCUUGGGAGAGAUUUUGAGGUUUAAUUUAACAGUAUCUCCAGAGCUAACAGUGACUCCAUUCAGCUAGUUCCGCAAGUCAGAUGUAAACUUAGAGUCUCCUUUGUGAAGGGUUUGGGUCUGAGCUGUAUAGUACGUCAGUGGGUAAGCCCAGCCCUUCAUCCUCUGAUAGAUACCCCUUUAAUUCACCAGACUUCAUGUUCGAUACAUUAUUAAUAGUUGAAAUUGUUUCUCUUCUUUUGUAUUUUCCCAGUUAAUAGAUGGCUACUGUUUCCACAAUGUUUUAUAUUUUCAGCUUUUUGUAACUUAAUUACUUAAUUUUAUUUUUUUAAAGCUUGUUGCGGUCUAAUGAGAAGUAUUUUUCAGUGCAUAAUGUUUUUCCGAGCUUCUGUUAAUGCCAUCCCAAUGUAGUUUUGUUGAACAGAAACCAAAAUAAAUUUCAGAAUGUUAAAGCAA
Messenger RNA from Macaca mulatta (Rhesus monkey), 6005 nucleotides. It is a transcript of the gene TGOLN2, whose product is annotated as trans-golgi network protein 2. NCBI's taxonomy places the organism in Eukaryota, Metazoa, Chordata, Mammalia, Primates, Cercopithecidae. The record is from RefSeq and is a predicted model, not a curated record. Gene Ontology annotation, cellular component: trans-Golgi network; endosome; trans-Golgi network transport vesicle.